AUGGGUGCUCACUCUGCUGUUUGGCAAGGUACGAUUGAAUCUGUCUUCUUGCUCUCAGGAUAUGUCGAUUCCAGCUUGAUGGGAUCCGGCCAGUUUGACAAGGCUGCCGUUCUGAGCCACGACCUUGGCGGCACCGAGGCUUACUCUCCCGGCUUCACAAUCAGUGUCGAUGAGCUCAAGGAACUCGCUGCCGCCUUCGCUAAUAGCGCCACGGCGAUGGCCAAUGGUUUCCACGUCGGCGGCGAGAAGUUCGUCGCUAUCCGGGCCGACGACCGCAGUCUAUACGGAAAGAAGGGCAAGGAGGGUAUUGUCGUUGUGAGGGCCAAGUCCUGCGUCAUGAUCGCCCACCACCCCGAGUCUGUUCAGACCCCCAACGCCGCCACCGUGGUCGAGAACCUCGUUGACUACCUCAACAAGUACUAG
Messenger RNA from Aspergillus bombycis, 423 nucleotides. RefSeq names its product profilin (gene pfy1). Gene Ontology annotation, molecular function: actin monomer binding. Gene Ontology annotation, cellular component: cell cortex. The transcript is spliced from 5 exons. The coding region runs from base 1 to 423 and encodes 140 amino acids. The record is from RefSeq and is a predicted model, not a curated record. Lineage: Eukaryota; Fungi; Ascomycota; Eurotiomycetes; Eurotiales; Aspergillaceae.